Sphaeramia orbicularis (orbiculate cardinalfish) is the source of this 1065-nucleotide messenger RNA. Its product is annotated as olfactory receptor 10A6-like. NCBI's taxonomy places the organism in Eukaryota, Metazoa, Chordata, Actinopteri, Kurtiformes, Apogonidae. Gene Ontology annotation, biological process: detection of chemical stimulus involved in sensory perception of smell; G protein-coupled receptor signaling pathway. Gene Ontology annotation, cellular component: membrane. The record is from RefSeq and is a predicted model, not a curated record. The transcript has a single exon. Gene Ontology annotation, molecular function: G protein-coupled receptor activity; odorant binding; olfactory receptor activity. Bases 103 to 1065 code for a protein of 320 amino acids.
AACGGACCCAUUUCAGCUGAAUAUCCUUUUGAUGUUGAUGUGUGUUUUGUGUAAAUGAUGCUUCAUCCUUUCAUGAAACUGUUGAACCUUUAAAGUUGUGAAAUGUUUCAGAAUAUGCAGAUGAUACUCAACUCUACCCAGGUCUCAUAUUUUAUACUCGGUGCUUACUCUGACAACCCGAUUCUUAAAGACUGUUAUUUCAUAAUUCUUUUGAUUGCAUACAUUGUCAUUGUGAUCUCCAAUGUGUUUCUGAUUGUGCUUAUCUGUGUGAACAGGAGCUUACAUGAACCCAUGUACCUGUUUCUGUGCAGUCUGUUUGUGAAUCAACUCUAUGGUAGUACUGGGCUGUUUCCAUUCCUUCUGCUUCAGAUCCCCAGAGACGUUCACACUGUUUCUGUUCCGCUGUGUUUCCUGCAGAUUUUCUGUGUCUACACUUACGCUACUGUAGAAUUUGCCAUCUUAUCCGCCAUGUCCUAUGACCGAUACCUGGCCAUCUGUCAUCCUCUGCAGUAUCACACACAAAUGACGUACGGUAGAGUGGUUCAGUUCACUGCGGUGACGUGGCUGUUUCCUUUCCUCUCAGUAGUUAUUGUGAUAUCGCUGAGUUCACCUUUACAUCUGUGUGGAAACAUCAUUGAUAAAAUCUACUGUAAUAAUUAUUCUAUCGUUAAACUGUCCUGUUCUGACACCACAGUCAAUAACAUCUAUGGACUCAUGAAUCUGUUCAUUACCAUAUGUGUUCCUGUCAUGUUAAUCCUCUACACCUACAUGAGGAUCCUUACAGUGUGUUUUUCUGGAUCUAAACAGACCAGACAUAAAGCUGUCAGUACCUGCACACCUCACCUGGCUUCAAUAUUAAACUUUGCCUUUGGUUGUUGUUUUGAAAUCGUUCAGAGCAGGUUUAAUAUGAACCAUGUUCCACAUAUAUUGAGGAUAUUUUUAUCAGUGUACUUUAUAACCCUUCAACCAAUAUUUAACCCUCUGGUUUUUGGACUGAAAAUGUCCAAAAUACGCCUCGUAUGUAGUAAUGUGCUCUGUGGUAAACGUCAUUUAGACUUAAUUUAG